AUGGAGGCAGAACAACUCAAAGUAAUGUUUGAGCAACAACUGCAACUCAUCAAAGUACUUACGGAGCGACUAUCAACUACAUCUUUGGCUUCACCGGCGGCGUCGAGUGUCCCACAGUCGGUUGAUGGAAUCGCUGGCAGUAUCAACGAAUUUUGCUAUGAACCCUCAGCUGGCAUAACGUUUGAUGCUUGGUUUCGUCGCUAUGAAGACCUGUUCAGGGUCGAUUUUUCACUUCAAGAUGAUAGUUGGAAGGUUCGCCUCCUGCUCCGCAAACUUGGACCCGCAGAGCAUGAUAAGUACGCUAACUAUAUUCUGCCAAAAAACCCGCGCGAUUUCACUUUUGAUGAAACGCUCCACACGCUUUCACAAAUAUUCGGUGAGCAAACGUCACUUUUCAACAUCCGUUAUCGAUGCAUGAAGCUAGUGAAGAGUGAUGCAGACGACUUCCUCACAUAUUCUGGCAUCUGGCCAGAAAUCGUUCCGGUGUCAUCUCCAACAACAUCUAGUACGCUGAGAGUGUUAUCCAACAUUUUCAGUCAGCAUGGAUUACCGGAGUCCAUAGUCUCAGACAAUGGUUCGCAGUUCACCUCUGCUGAGUUCCGCGACUUCUGCACUCGACAUACGAUAACACACGUUCGUUCACCACCGUACCACCCACAAUCGAACGGUCAAGCAGAAAGGUUCGUCGACACAUUCAAGAGGGCUUUGCUUAAAGCUCGAGGGGAGGAGACAUCCGUCGAAGCCCUUCAGAGAUUCCUGUUUGUGUACCGAACGACCCCGAAUGACGCUUUGGCAAACCACCAGUCACCUGCAGAGGCACUCAUGGGACGUAAACUUAGAACUGUGCAUUCUUCCAUGUUGCCAACACAACCUACUGAGUCAAGGUCCAUACCGGUAGCAGUUGGAACCCCAUUCAAGGUGGGAACGCCCGUGCUUGUCCGUGACUAUCGCCCAGGACAUGAUUCAUGGAUUGCAGGUCGUAUCCUGCGCAAACGCGGUAGUGUAAUGUACGACGUGUCGGUUGGCCAAGACACCUGGACCAAACAUCAAAAACAACUCCGCUUUAACAGCACGCCGGAAACUCAAGUAUGUUCGGGUAGCAUACCUUUACGCGCUGCUACGGCCGAGGAGCCUAUCCCGCACAAGAUCGGCCAAAAGUACGGGUCGCUUGCCGAGCUCGGAUUGGUCGAAAGUCUGGACCCAAGAGCCAAUUAUGUCCCCGUACUGGUCGAAUGCAGGUUGCCAAUGGCAUACCCAGAAUCAUCGGAAUUUUCAAGCUGUCACCACUUAUACUACAUAUACGACGUGCAAUACAAGUGUUAUGGACUCGGUUUUGAGCGUCAAUAUACGUUGUACACCUUUGGUGGUUGUUUUGAUGGGAACGCUAGCUUGGGAGGUCCAGACAGAAAACUAAGCUAA
Messenger RNA from Opisthorchis viverrini, 1419 nucleotides. RefSeq lists its product as hypothetical. The record is from RefSeq and is a predicted model, not a curated record. Lineage: Eukaryota; Metazoa; Platyhelminthes; Trematoda; Opisthorchiida; Opisthorchiidae. The transcript is spliced from 3 exons. Gene Ontology annotation, biological process: DNA integration. The coding region runs from base 1 to 1419 and encodes 472 amino acids. Gene Ontology annotation, molecular function: nucleic acid binding.